UCAGUUCAGGAAGAAUAAAAGAACUAUUGUUAGAUGCUUCCAAAACUACUCUUCACAUUCCAAUGAAAUAAGAACUAAAAAGAAUACAAAUACAAAUCUAGAUUCAGUUACAGACUGCAAUUAGGAUAAAUCUGACCGUUGAAAUUCAUAUAUUAUAUAGAAAAAAAACACCCAAAUAACUAUUAAUCAAAGUUAUAAAUAGAGGUUUGAGUAAUGUCUUUGUCCAUCCACCGAUUGAGUGUGUGUUAACACUACAACAUGGCCAUGAACACUCACACUCCCUUCCUUGUUCUUCUCCUCAUCUCUUCCUUGAUCACCAUCCAUGGCGCUGGCUAUGGGCCCACCCCAGGAUUGGGACCAGCCCCGCCACCGCCAUUUGAGGUGGCCGGGAAGCCGUUCCCCCCACAGUCGUACUACUGCAGAAACAGAACGAGCCCAUGCUAUGGGAAAGAGAUCAAAUGCCCGAAACAGUGCCCCGAGUUCAAGCCAGCUGACCCCAAGGCCAAGGCUUGCUUCAUUGACUGCAAGUCUCCCAAAUGUGAAGGGGUUUGCAAGAAUAGAAAACCCAACUGCGAAGGAAUGGGGGCUGCCUGUUAUGAUCCAAGGUUCGUCGGAGGAGACGGGUUGGUGUUCUAUUUCCAUGGAAAAUCCAACCAGCACUUCAGCUUGGUUUCGGACUCGAACCUUCAGAUCAAUGCCCGCUUCAUCGGACGCAGACCGGAAGGAAGGUCACGUGAUAACACAUGGAUCCAAGCUCUGGGUCUCAUGUUCAACUCCCACGCAUUCACCUUGGCUGCCAACAAGGUAGCGAAGUGGGACGAUGCUGUUGAUCAGCUCCUCUUCACCUACAAUGACAUGCCAGUUGUCAUCGAUGAAGGCCAUCUCUCCACAUGGGCUGCCCCAGAUAGCAGCUUGACCGUUGAGCGCACUGCAAGGUCCAACAGUGUAACAGUCACACUACCAAACAUCGUUGAGAUCUCCGUUAGCGUUGUGCCGAUAACAGAAGAGGAUGACCGCAUCCACAACUAUCAGAUCCCAUCCAAUGACUGCUUUGCCCACUUGGAGGUGCAGUUCAGGUUCUUUGACCUCUCUGAGAGGGUUGAAGGUGUGCUGGGCCAGACAUACCGACCAGACUUCCAGAACCCAGUCAAGCGGGGCGUGUCGAUGCCGAUCAUGGGUGGAGAACACAAGUACCAGACGUCCACACUCCUGUCCACGGAUUGCAAGUACUGCAUUUUCUCCCGGGAUGAUCAGACUGCAGCGGAGUGGUUGGCCUUGGACCCAUCCAACACCAUGGACUGCACUAGCCAGAUGACCAAUGGCCGCGGUGUUGUUUGUCGUCGGUAG
Magnolia sinica is the source of this 1347-nucleotide messenger RNA. RefSeq lists its product as uncharacterized. The record is from RefSeq and is a predicted model, not a curated record. Bases 259 to 1347 code for a protein of 362 amino acids. Lineage: Eukaryota; Viridiplantae; Streptophyta; Magnoliopsida; Magnoliales; Magnoliaceae. The transcript is spliced from 2 exons.